This is a messenger RNA of Gongylonema pulchrum, 1146 nucleotides long. The record is from the annotation of a GenBank genome assembly. NCBI's taxonomy places the organism in Eukaryota, Metazoa, Nematoda, Chromadorea, Rhabditida, Gongylonematidae.
AUGUCACAUCUGCUGCAAGCUAGUGGCGCAAAUGAAGUCCGAAGAAAUCUUGUAAGAAAUGUAUUUUAUCUACAGCAAGUCAAGGAAUGCAUCUUCUGCAAAGCGUGUGUACAGAGCAUCAAAUGCUGGAAGCAACCCCGUUACUGCCUUUCAAACGGUUUGAACUUUCCUGUCGUGGAUCACAGGCUGCAGAUUUUGACAAGACUAGAAGAACGACUUGUAGCUGCACGUCAUAUUUUCCAGACAAUCUGGCCGUCACACGGUGGACAGCUCCGAUGCAAGGGAGGAAUUGUUAAUGUCCCAGUUUCCGUUGACACAACAGUAUCCCUCCUUCCUCAUCUUACCACUGAUGCGCAUGUUGUGCAUGUUCGUAUUGCACGACGAAUGCAAUACAAAGGCAACUAUAUCACCGGCAGCGUCAGACCAAACUGCAUCUGGCAAGCUGCUGUGCACCUUAGGGCUCAGCCACUUUAUCAGUUUCACAGUAUUGCUCUUUCGGACAACUGGUUGAUGCAACACUGUUACGUCCAUCCUACUGCGGACGCAAACAUCGAGCCUGAGGAAGAUGAGGAAGAGGAAGAUGCUGAGCCUCUUAACCCUGACGCGCAGGAAACUAUGCUGUCGGCUGAGGACGGAGAGUACGGUAUAAGGAUGGCUCCUGGCAAAGGUCGUGGGCCUGUUUCAGUCCUUCUGGACGAAGAUACCGAAUAUCUUUCAUUCCCAACAUUUUUUGGCGGGCAUAAACUGCAACCCGUCUUUCAAGGCCAUCCAUUGUCGUACUCGGAUAUCGCCAAAUCAUUUGCAGUGCGAUACGGUCGAAGAGUAGCGCAACGCCCCGAUUACUUACUGUUCAUGGCGAAGAAGAUUGAGCUGCUGAGAUUAUCUAGCAACAUAUCUUUAUGCUUGCGGAAAAGGAAAAUCCGCAACCGCAAUGACAUCAAUGCCUCUAAUCUCAGCAACAAUGAUUUUAUCUACGGGCUUGUGCAGCAUGAUGAUGCAUAUAGUGUUCUUACUGGUGUGCGAAAUUCCUGCACACAUUGGCACAAUGAAAAGCAGAAAGUAUUGGCAAUGGUAAGACAGUUUGGACUGCCAACCUUCUUCCUCACUCUUUCCGCGGCUGAGACACAGUGGCCCGAACUUCUUUAA